Misgurnus anguillicaudatus (oriental weatherfish) is the source of this 5567-nucleotide messenger RNA. RefSeq names its product beta-1,4-mannosyl-glycoprotein 4-beta-N-acetylglucosaminyltransferase a (gene mgat3a). Lineage: Eukaryota; Metazoa; Chordata; Actinopteri; Cypriniformes; Cobitidae. Gene Ontology annotation, molecular function: beta-1,4-mannosylglycoprotein 4-beta-N-acetylglucosaminyltransferase activity. The record is from RefSeq and is a predicted model, not a curated record. Gene Ontology annotation, biological process: N-acetylglucosamine metabolic process. Gene Ontology annotation, cellular component: membrane.
GUCGCUUUUCUGUGAGCACGUCACAAGCAUUCGCGCACAGUCCUCGCGCUCGUCAGUCUAGCGGACGCGCGCGCAGUUCCUUCACAACUACGCCAAGAGAACAAACAGAAACUCUUUAACUGCGUCUAAACUAUCCAAGAAACUUACUGAAUGAUACUUCCAGGAGUACGGGGACAUCACACCUGCCCGCCAGGAUGAGAAUUAAAAAAGUUAAGUGCAUCCUGUUGUGCUUGCUAUGCAUUUGUGUCAUUUCCUUCCAACAUUACUACAAAACUCUGCACUAUACUCCACUGCAUCAAGAGCCUUUCCUCCCAUCCUUGCAACAAAAGACCCUAAAGAUUGUCAGCGAUUUAUUCUGGAACGUGCCGGAUAUCAACUAUUACAAACACCACCUUAAGGGCUUUAUGCGAUCAGAUGUGAUCAGGUUAGAUCCCAUUACGUCAGAUAAAAAACUUCACGAAAGCAACUUUGUUCUCCAAGACGACCUUAAAACCUUUUUCAUCCCCACCAAAUCCGGAGCAUUGUGUUUCAAAGAGGGGACCAAAAUGGUUGAAUCUUCUUUACAACGCGUCAUACUUCACAAGCAGGACAACAACUCUAAAGAAGUUGAAGUCGAGUCGAGCCAGAAUGGGGAUGGAUGCAAAUGUUACCAAGGUUGGCACGGCCCUAACUGUGGCAUACCUACAAUUGUGCAACAUUCAAACCUUCCAACCGAAAUUAAGGCGAAAUUAAGGCCCAGACAAGUUCCACGUCGAGUAAUCAAUGCCAUUAACAUUAACCACGAGUUUGACCUACUACACACUCGAUUUCAUGAACUUGAACAUGUCGUGGACGUGUUUAUAAUUUGCGAAUCCAAUUUUACCGCUUACGGCACCUUGAGACCUCUUUAUUUCCGGCAGCAGCUACUAAACGGAACGUUCAAUUACAUUAGGCACAAGAUCCUUUACGUUUACCUGGAUCAUUUUCCAGCCGGAGGCCGUUCGAACGGCUGGAUUGCCGAUGAUUACCUGCGCACGUAUUUGACCAGAAACGGACUGUCGAGGAUUGAGGGUCUAAAGGAUGAUGAUGUUUUCGUCAUAGAUGACGCGGAUGAAAUUCCUGCACGAGAGGGAAUCCUUUUCCUCAAACAUUACGACGGCUGGACCGAGCCGGUCGGGAUUCACAUGCGAAAAUCGCUGUACGGAUUUUACUGGAAACAGUUCGGAACGCUGAACAUCUUAUCGGCCUGCACGGUGGCUAUGCUCACGAAGGUUUACAACAGGGAUGGAAUUCUUCUUCGACGCCGGGAUUAUUAUACAAUGCCAGGAUUUAGGGAAUAUGAGAAUUCCACCGGACGCAUCCUAGUGUCGUGGUCUAUCGGAAGCCCGGUUCAUUACGCCGGAUGGCACUGUUCUUGGUGCUUCAGACCUGAAGGGAUUUAUCACAAACUUGUAUCGGCCCAGAACGGGGACUUUCCACGCUGGGGUGAUUACAGUGAUAAACUCAAGCUAAAUUAUAUUGAAAAUUUAAUACGGACAGGUGGGUGGUUUGAUGGCUCCACACCACAGUACCCACCCACAGACCACAAAGAGCACAUGUAUGCUCCAAAAUACCUACUGGAAAACUAUAAAAAAUAUAGCUACUUGCUAAAAAACCCGUAUGCAAAAGAGCAAGAACCUGAGAAAAGGUCCCGUCAAAAGGAUUUUGUGUAAAUUUUUUUCUUUGUGCUGUACUAGUGUAAUAUGCAGAUAUGUUUAUGUUAAAUGUGAACAGGGUGGCACUAUCGAAACAACGAAAAGUUUUUCUAGGGAAGUCGCGUCACUGCGCCGCCACUGUGGCCGAAAUCGCAUACUGUGACAAUAGGUACUGAAUUAGAUGAAGUACCUACUUAUCUACUUUAAAACAAUAAGUAUCUAUAUAGUAUGAAUAUGCAUAGUAAGAGUGAAUUCGAACGUACCACAUCCAUGGCGAAUGUAAAUGCAUCACGUGACAUACGUCAACAAGUUAGUCGUUAACUGGAAUGACGUUAAACAAACGUAAUUUAAACACAAGGGAUAGCGGUUAAAUAUAUUUAUUUGCAUUUGAAUAGAGACGCGUUUUUUGAAUAAAACUACGCCCCUUUGUCGUCUUUUUUGCUGGAUAACUCCUCUCCUGGGGAUCACGGGAUAGCAAAGCGUCCAUCGAAUAAACACUUCGGAAUCUUGUUGGAAGUAGAAGGUCAUUCAGGUACUUUUCGCCUUCUGUUUUUAGAAAAUUAUGAAUUCGCACAUACUUGCUAACCCUAACCCUACUAUAUAGUAUGGAAGUAGACAGUUUUCAAUGGCGGCACUAGAGCGGACAUAUUUUACUGCUGAGAUCUACCCCAUUCAUAUCAAUACCAGUGACGAAGCGUGUUAUUAUUAAAUUAUCGUGGUAUUAUUAUCUUUGAUACAACAUUGACUCAACCAAUGGCGUGAAUUUGAGGGUGGAACCCAUACUGCGUAAAGCUGCGGUCACACUAGACUUUGGGUAUGCGAGAAUUUGUCGGACGUUGCUGCCGGCAGGGUGCAGCUCAUCGAUAUGAUCAGUGUUGGGGAAAGUUACUUUUAAAAGUAAUGCAUUACAAUAUUAAGUUACUCCCAAAAAAGUAACUAAUUGCAUUACUUAGUUACUUUUCAUGGAAAGUAAUGCUUACGUUACUUUUGCGUUACUUUUUCUUGGCCGAGGCUUGAUCUCUUUCAGGCCUUGCAUGUGUUUUUUUAUGACUGAAAAGUUCUGCAUUCCCAUAUUUUAUUACAAAAAUGUCGAACUCUGGCGUGCCAUCUCAGUUUCUGACUCAAACAGUUCCCACACAGGCGUGUACGCAUAGAGUGCAUAAUGUGACUACGUUUAGUUUAAUUCAGUAUUUAUUCAUAUUUUUAUUGAAUUAAACUAAAAAAGUUACUUACAUUACUUUUUUGAAAAAGUAACUCAAAUAUUAAAGUGUACAUUUAAAAACUAAUGCGUUACUUUACUCGUUACUUCAGAAAAGUAAUAUUAUUACGUAAUGCACCUUACUCGUACCCCCAACACUGGAUAUGAUCUUUGCCUUUAUUUAUUUGUGCUUUUUCAGUAGAGAGAAAGGCCACUGGUCACAACGCUCCACGUGAUACGAAUUCGCAGCGAAAUAUCGUCGCACGAGCUUGCGUAUGAAUGGAAGUCAAUGAAGCGAAAUGUCUAGUGUGACUGGACCUUAAAUUUAACAUAAAACAAAUAGUAUUUAGAUGAUUCAGUUAUAUAAAGGUAAAUAUUUAUUCAGUGUGAAUGGUGUAAAGGAAAACGUGAAGCAUGACAAUCCUUUAGCGCCCAAAGGUUAGUCAUGCACGCAACGGCUGCAAUAUUGAGCGCAUUAGAGGCACAUCGUUACUGCCAUUUUAUUGCACUUAAAGGGGCACGACUACUAACACGAUAUGUGUAUUAAUGCUUCUGUAAAACAUUUACCUGAGAAAAAAGACAGAACUUAACACUUAAUUACGGUUAAUAGGUUGCUGCUUCAGUCGAGAAAUUGCUUACAACACUUUUAGUCGAUCAAAAGACAAGACACGUGUGUAUGGUUUUAUGAUUCAUCAGUUUAAAGCUUUAAACGUUAACAACAAAACAAACCUCUAUUACAGCAGCUACUGCAUUUUUGUCUGCUGAACGAAAGAUCUGACUUAUGCUGUUCUUUAGCUGUCGUAUAUCUGAAAUGUAACAUGUCAGAUGAGGGAAAAUUAACAUGUUUAUAAACAGCACAUGAACGAACACGUGCGCUCUCUGAUGUUGUGUUCACCUCUGGGAAGUUUGGAAAUAUUUUUGAUAGCCAAAUUCUUGAGACGGGCGGGCCUUAAAAUUAAAAAUGGCAGAUGGGAGGAUUUAUGUUGUGGCAUAUGCUAAAUUAGUUUUUAUGUGCAACAGCUUCAUUGCUUGUAUGAACCUGUUAUUCUCCAUUCAUUCCAACAACAAAGCACCUGAACAAAACAAGCUCGUAAAUCAUAAAAUUUUACAAAAUUACAAAGUAUGCAUUUUUAUCAGUAUAUGUGUUCCUUGGAUUCAAACCCAUGACCUAUUGUGCUGCUAACGCAAUGCUCUAUGACUGAGCAAUACAACAUAAUUCCCAGAAGUGGGAAUUAUCAAAUUUCCCAUAUAGCCUGAAGGCAGCAUUAGGGUGCAUUAUCCAAACCAAGGAAGCCAUAUGACUGAAACGUAAAGCAACCAAUCACGUUUUGCCUUGCAUGUUCGGAUCGAAUAAAAUACAGUGCGAGUGUAAACUUGUGGGGAGGGGGGAACAACAGCGCUUGGACACGGUUCAAUGCAACCAUGCCAAAUGUGAGUACGCCCUUAGUUUUCGCGUCUGAGCUCGUCUUUUGAAGAAAAGCGAGCAAAGUUUGUUUCCCAUUGUAUUAGUCAGGACAGCCAGGUCUGAAUUGGUAUUUCAAUGUAGUAAAGUACAUUUAACACAGUAUUAGUUAGAAACAACAUUACAUACGAUGCAGAAUAAGUAAACGUAUUUGUGAACCAAGCCACAAAGCAAGAGGUAUAACGUUGUGCGGAUGUGGUCCGCACGCAGGCCACAUGUUUAGUAACGUCAUGUGUCAGAUGUUGAACGUGGGGUGGGACUUUUGUAUUCAGUGGAUUGUAAAAAAUGGUGGUUGAGUAUAUAUUAGACAAGAGGGGAGGGACUAAAAAACGACAGCAGAUAAAAGGGAAGUUGUUUAGAGGCUAAAUAUGUUUUUUUAAUUCUUUAAAAGGUUAUAAAGCUUUUUUUAAGAAUAGCACUGAAUCACACACACACAAGACCAAGUAAUGUGUAUAAAUAGGGAAAUAGAGUUCAUUUUAAUUCGUGUUUACUUUAAAAGCGGCCAAACCCUUCCCCUUUCAUGCGUGUAUUUACACAUAAUGUUGCCUUAUAUACCACUGAAUGUUAACAGCUACCACAUUACAAUGCUUAGAACAAUAUGUGACCCUGUCUGUGACAUCCAAACUUAAGUCUUUAAUUUAAAAAUGUAAUAAUGCAUCAAAGUUUUAUUUUAAUCUUGACCUUACUCUGUCAAUAUUAUAAAAUAUAAAAACAUAAAUCACAAAUAAAUGACUUUAGCUGGGCUUUAACAGGAAGUGUCACAUAUAGUUUUUUUUUUUUUUUGCAUCAAGGAACUAACUCUGACUUGGUUAUGUAUUGAAAACGUGAUGUUUUGUGGGUCAAAUGCCUUGUUUUACAAGAUCUCAGGUAGAAGUCUCAUAAAGAUGACAUGAUUUAGAAAAAAACGCUUUGUUUAUAACCGAGGUCACUCGGUGGGUGGCUGCUUUUUUGCAACAGGGAAUCUUUUCAACCCCAUUACCUGAGAUCCUCAGAGGGGCAGAAUGAUGAAAUUAAAACCGAGCUUUUUAUAAGGCUUCAAUUUUAUAGUGGUAUGAGUCAGGGAUCAUUGUGUACAAACCUGUUUAGGAGAACAAUGUUAUCUUUGUUAAUCCUGUUAAAGAGGUUUUUUUCUUACUAUCUGAUGACACUCGUGAAUGUUUACAUUUGUAAAUUAUGCAGAACGUUUGCACUUCCUUCAUCUAAAUUAAAAGCCAUAAUUUGCGAGAGUACAGUA